CUGUGGCUAGCUAAUUUCUGCUUGUACAGGCUACUUUGCCCACAAUACAGAAACCAUCGUCACGACUACCUAAGAAUCAGAAUUCAGACUAUUGCAAAAAUGCACAAACUCUUCCCAAGUAGCUCGUUUUUCGACUUCGAGACGGUUCGGAUUCUCGGCACUACCGUCUAUGGCGGUGCGGAAACGGCCGAAGUUCUUGAGGCAGUGGGCGAAAUAAAAGCCAACGAUCCUAUAUCGUGGGAAAAGGCGUGGGCUAAACAGGCGGCGCGAGCUGAGGUUUUAGCCAAAGAGGCCUGCGCGCACGGCGACAAAGAUGCCGCCAGAAGGGCAUACCUGCGAGCUGCCAACUACACCCGUGCCAGUGGCUACAUGUACGUUUCUUCCCCGCCCGCCAAUGGCGACACGGCCAUGAUACAGCAUCCGUGUGCACUGUCUGUGUCGGAGCGGAUGGGCAGUCUCUUUCACAAGGCCAUUGAUCUUAUGGACUGCCCGGUACAAUUGCUUUCUAUCCCCUACGAGGGCCAUCGACUGCCAGGAUACCUCUAUCUGCCGCCUGAGAGCUGCCGUAUCCCUGGCCGAAAGAUCCCCAUUUUGGUGAACUUUGGAGGAGCGGAUUCCUGCCAGGAAGAGCUGUUUUUCAUGUACCCCUCCUCUGGCUACCGGCAAGGAUAUGCCGUUCUGACGUUUGAUGGGCCUGGCCAGGGUGUUAUGCUUCGUCGCCACGGCCUCGUCAUGCGACCAAAUUGGGAGAUCGUUUCGGAGCGCGUUAUCGACCAUCUCGUCGACUUCUCUGCCAAGAACCCCAACCUUGAACUCGAUGUCGACAGCAUUGCUGUCGCUGGUGCAUCUAUGGGAGGCUACUAUGCACUUCGCGCUGCUGCUGAUCCCAGGGUCAAAGCUUGCGUCUCAAUCGUAAGUUCCAUUCAAGCAUCAGAACUUCAUGAUCCCUAUGCUAACAAAGUUCUUUCUUCUAAUCAGGACCCAUUCUUCGACAUGUGGGACUUUGGCACCGCCCACGUAUCUCGCUUGUUCCUGUCAGCCUGGAUGAAUGGGUGGAUGAGUCGGGACGUCAUAGACACGCUGAUGAAUACUCUGAAGACAUUCUCAUUUCAGCUCAAGUGGGAGAUCUCUGUCGCUGGAACCUUUUUUGGGCUCUCGUCGCCCUCAGAUAUCCUGCUUCAUAUGAAGAAGUUUUCGCUGGCUGGUUCACAACAGAAGGAUGGUGUCGACUAUCUCACACGUGUGGUCUGUCCUGUUCUCGUAUCUGGUAGCGGUAACUCGCUGUACUUGGACGUGGACGAGCACACCAAGCGAUGCUAUGAUGGCCUGGUCAAUGUUCCUCUAGAGAACAAGGAAAUGUGGGUGCCGGCCAGUCCGGGACAGGGGAGUCUCCAGGCAAAGAUGGGAGCCGUAGCCUUGUGUGGUCAAAGAAGUUUACAAUUUCUUGAUCGUGCGCUUGGUAUAGAUAGGCCGCCUGUGCUCUUGUAG
This is a messenger RNA of Colletotrichum destructivum, 1488 nucleotides long. RefSeq names its product Putative esterase FrsA, alpha/Beta hydrolase. Lineage: Eukaryota; Fungi; Ascomycota; Sordariomycetes; Glomerellales; Glomerellaceae. The transcript has 2 exons. The coding region runs from base 100 to 1488 and encodes 462 amino acids. The record is from RefSeq and is a predicted model, not a curated record.